Molecule: messenger RNA, 4888 nt
Organism: Epinephelus fuscoguttatus (brown-marbled grouper)
Lineage: Eukaryota; Metazoa; Chordata; Actinopteri; Perciformes; Serranidae
Exons: 10
Coding region: 417-3857 (1146 amino acids)
Biological process (GO): regulation of cellular localization; establishment or maintenance of cell polarity; centrosome cycle
Cellular component (GO): apical plasma membrane; cell cortex; nucleus
Molecular function (GO): protein kinase C binding
Source: RefSeq, a predicted model, not a curated record
CUAAUCCCACUCAUUUCUGAAGGGAUUACCGGACCAAUCAUGAUUGAGAGGUCGCUGGCUCGCCUGACACUGCCUGGACCGGGAGCAGUGUAGGCAGUGAGUGGAGGCACAACACGAGGAUCUGGAGAAUUAUUCAGAGAUGGUAUUUUGUCUCCUUUUUUUUUUUUUUUUGCGAAAAUAAAAUCCGGAGAUGAAAGUUGAUUCGUCUUGUCGCUUAUGGCGACCGACCCGAGGAUGCGCGCUGCAAUAUCUGCACGGUUGGCGCAGGUUUAAGAAUGGAUGGCAACUUGUGCAUUUGUGCACCAGAAUUCGUGGUAACUUUAUCAUCAUGGUCAACGCUUGGAUUGUGUUUUAAAGGACACCAUCUUCACUAAAUAUCCAGGAUCUGUCUGGACUUUUCUGUGCAUGACCAGCCAAUGGAGGAAGAGAAGGUGGUUGAUAAUAUCCAAGCAAAAUCCAGCUCCCCUUUACCUACUGGGGUUCCCAUUAACUGGGGACUCAUCACUGGCCCUGUCCCUGAACCGGUGUUCCCAGCGCCGUCUCUGAGCACUCAGCUUCCACCUACUGAGAGUUCUGCUGUGCAUGCACUGCAGACCAAGGUGAAGUCGCUCACGCAGAGAAGGACAAGAGGGAGAGAUCGGGAGAAAGAACGAGAGAGGUUGGACACGGAGGUCUUAGUGAGCAGUCCGACUGGGCAGAUUUCAUCUGAAGUCCUUCUCAGGCAGAGGCCCAGAGGAAAGGGUCCAGUACCUCUGCCUGCCCUCUCCUGGCGAUCAGGUGCUGGGAAGACCUUGAGCAGCAGUGAUGAAGAGGAGGAGGUAGAGGUGCAAGUCAGUUUUGAGAUCCACAGCCCUCCAGCUGAAGCACGAGGAGAGCCGCUGCUUCAGGAGGGAGAGAAAACUGAAGAUGAGAGGUCAGAGAAAAAUGAGGACCGGGUCAGUUCUCUGACAGGCCAGCUUUGUGGACUUGGGGAGGGUACGAGUCUGGAGAGUCUUGUGUCUGAUAACUCAAGCAGCAGUAAGGAUGACCCAUCCCCUCCUCCUCGUCUACCUGUGCUCUCCUGUUUUCCUGUCACCACCUCUGCUCCUGCAGCAUCGUCCAUUUCUUCCUCCACGUCAACCAGACAUUGGGCACCACCCAAGGGCUUCUGGAGAGUGGCACGCCCUGAGACACUGCUUCUAAAUGGGGUUGUCCCGAACAACAUACCCUCCUCUUUACCUCUGAAGGACCACACUCAGACAGAAGUACUGGCAGAGCCUCAAAUGAAGUCUAAACAAGCUGAAACAGGCACCAAGAGUGAUGUGGGAAGUGUGGUAGAUAUCACUGACGCAUCCUCAGAACUCAAACUCUUGGACAGUGUGGAGAGCUACCUGGACAGGUGUGAGCAGAAGGAGACAGACGCUGGUGAUGUAGCCAAAGGACUGUGCAAUUCAGACAGCUGGGAGAGCGUGUCCUCUCAAAGUGGGGUGGUCUCUGCUGAUGAGAAGCUGAAGGUGAAGCAGAGAGCUUAUGCAAAGUUGAGGGAAAGACAACAAAACUGCAGGGAGGAGAGAGAUCAGAGUGGAGAAGAAAGUGCCAGCUGUUAUGGAGAUGCGACAUGCAGAGUGGACUGUACAGGUGCACAUGGGGCUUUGGACAGCUCAGACUCAGCCAUCCUCGCGCAGGAACUUGAACCCUAUCUGAGGUCACUUCUUGUAAUCACUGAUGAUCUCCCUCUGAGCCCGAGACACGAGCAAGCCAAGCGUCUUCUGGAGCGAGCACGACUCAAGGCUCGCUCCAAUCACAUUAAAGGCGAUCGCCCCUGCAGACGCUCCCAUUCCGAUCAGAGAUCCACUGUAAAGAAGCAGCAAGUUGAGUCUCCCAGUCCAACACCAGAGCAGAAAGCUGUUCAAACCAAAGAAGAUCAUGCGGCUCAAACUGGAUCCGGUCCCCUCCUCAUCCCAAACCAAAGAAGCACUUCCCCCAGUGAUCAAGGUGGUCGAUCCAGACGCUAUGGUUGCUCGCCUACACGGGUGCGCUUCGAGGACGAAUCAGAGAAAGAAGCAGAGUCUCGGUACUUGGAUAGGGUGAGGCAGCGUAGCAGGCCCGGGCAGCCAAAGUCCAAGAGUAAAGACAGCAAUACGGAUUCUAGCAGCAGUGGUUCAGAGAGGAGCAGAAGCCAUAGAAGUGUCUCCAUGCCUCCACAGAAACAAGAAGUUGUGGGUGUCAGUGGUGAACCCACAACAGUGAUUAAAGAGAUAAUAGUGCUGGUGAAGAAGUGUGAGGCAUGUGGCUCUGUAGUCAGGGAGCCUCAGCCAGUCUCAUCACCGUCAGAGCCAAAGAACACUGAGCCAAAGCAGCCUGAGGACCCACGGGAGAAAGUGGCUCCUCGCUGGGUGCCUCAUAACAAGCCAGAGGCAAGCACUCGUCCUAAAGCUCCUCUAACUGUCACCUUUGCCGGAGCUUACGUGCUGGGGGAAAAUAAAGAGAGCAGCACAGGGUGGAAAUCAUCAGGGUUUGGGAAACUUAGGAGGAGGAGCAGGAAGGGUGAAAGUCGGUUGGAGUCUGGCCAUGGCCCUUACGGUCCAUCUUGGGCUCAGCGGCGUAACUCAAAUCCCAGGAACAGGGUCAACUUGAGCAGAGCUGUUUCCUUUGCCCCAGAUAGCCCCGUCGCUCUGGAGCCCCGCUUGCUGGACGGAUUAAGGGAAUCACCUCCCCCAUCGCUGCCUAUCAAGUCAGCCCUGAAGUCAAGUUCAAGAAAUCGCUCUGCUGCAGGUCAGUCCACAGUUCAGUUCCAGAUGACCUCAAAUCAGGGAGGUGAGGGAGGACCAUCUGCCCUCCUGGACUCUCCAGAGGCAAGAAGGGAGUGCGCAGCGGCUUUGACUCAAGGGACCCCUGCAACAAGCAGCCAGGUGCCCUGUAUCAGGCCCUCCACCCUGAGGUACUCUCCGGCCCGGCUCACCACUGACCUGCCAGCUGCUGAACUCUGGGAUGCCACUCCAGAUGGAUCAGGUCUGAGUGACCCUGGUUCCGGUCCUGAGUGUCGCCCCGCUCUGCGUGGCCUGGCCAUGUCUCGGGCCGAGGACCUCAGAGCAGAGCUGCUGAGAGCAGAACACCUGAAAGCUGAGGCCUUAUGGGAGGAAAACUCUGACGGCUCCAGAAAGCUGGAUGGACGGCCAAAGCUCUUCCUGCGUCGCUUCUUUUCCUCUAUUGGUCUGAACAGUGUUGGUAGACUAGUGAAAGGAGGCCGCUCCAGCAGCAUGGAGCACCUCAGUAUCCCCACAGCCCCACGGGUCAGCUCUGCAUCCCCGAGCCCCACACGCAGACCCCAGCCCACCAUCCGCAUGCAGAGGACACCCUCACUGCAAACCCUACACACAGUGCUGCCACUGGCCCAACUGCGCAAAGCCUCCUCUGUGCAGAGUUUAGAGAGGAGAACAGAGCGUUCAACAAUACUGGGAGAGGUGCAGAUACCGUAUGGCCUGGCACCCAGCCCCGACAGCCCUCAGCUGGAGCUUCACCGGGCCCUGAGUGUCGAGGAUGUCCUCCCCUCCAGAAUUGCGCGUCCAGUAGGCCGGGUCACCCAGGCUUUCCCCGAUGGGACCCUCCUCCUGGAGCUUGUCAGACCCCCAAACGGUCCCUUUGGUUUUGUCAUCUCAAGGGGCAAAGGCAGACCAGACACAGGUGUGUAUGUAGAGAAGGUGGGUGACGGUGGCCCUGAAGGCCCUUACACAGGUCUCCUUGGCAUCGGUGAUGAAAUUCUGCAGGUGAACGGAGAGGCAGUGGCUGGACUCAGUCUGGACCAUGUGACGCGGCUCAUGACCCGGGAGAGCACCGCUUCCCUUCGGAUCAUGCCGGCCCGACGCAACCAGCGCUGACUGGGAGGAUAGGCAUGGCACAGAGCCAUUUCUCCUGCAGCCAUGGCAUCUGAUUCACCACUGCAAACACUGCUGAUGGACUGUAACCCAUGGUAGAUAGUCAGAGUGUAUCUCAGUGCAGUUUUACAUUUCAAAAUAGCUACAUGGGAUUUCAGGGUUAGAGGUUCGUUAGUGUAAACUAUUGUUAUACAAUACAACACUGCAGGGGACUUGAUUACAAUGAGAAAUCAAUGAAGUGACCAUAUGACAAAACCAAAUAUAUCAAGUAGUAAACAGGACUGUGGUGGCAAGAAACUGGUUUUCAGAGUAUAUAUUGUGAUACUAAUAAAACAGUUCAGACUAUAAAUACUGAUUCAGAUCCAGCACAACUUGCAUAUACAUAUAUGUUUUUUUAAAUUGUAAGACAUAGUUGAACAGAGAUCAUUUCAUUCACAAAGUCUUAAACUCUCCAAAAUAAAAGCAAUAGGGUAACUGCAUUUAUUAGUAUUUGUGACAAUAAAAAACAAAACUUUAGCACCGCUGCUUUUCUCAUGUUCAAAAUGUGAUUUAUUUGCCACCCUAAAUGCGUAGUGAGUAGAACCAUAUUUUGUCACAGGUUUAAAAUUUCCCCAUUACUGUUAUUGAUUAUUUCAGAUGAUUAACUUGCACAAGGAUGUGCCACAAAUGUAAUCCCAUGACAUCUUCAAACUAAAGAGCUUUUUAUUUAAUUAAAAUAAAAGAAAGAAUAACUGAAACCUUUAUUCUCCCAAGAGGAAUUUGCUUUGCACAAAUGAGCGUACAAGGGUAUCAAAAACACAUCAUCAGCAACACAAAACAUAGAAACAAGCAUCACAGAAAAGCAUCCUCACUGGGAAACUGAUAAAGGACACAAGGUUAAAGCAAGAAAGAAAUUAAAGGUGCCCUCCGAUGGAUUGCAACUACAAAUUCUGCAUAAAUAUAAAAGCAAUUAUUUCUCUGUCACUCCCUCUCUUUGUUUUUUAACGGAUCAUAUUUCCCUGGGGCUCUGCCGGAGCCCUUCAUUUCACGUGUGC